GAGUUUGAAGGAAAUUCCCCGCCACUGCUGAUUUGAAAUCGCCUGGCGGAAGUUGAAACUGACUCCCUCCCACGCCUAUACCUGGCGCUGCCGUGGACACGAGUUGGGUAGUUGAAGAAACGAACUGUAUACCCUGCGGAGAUUUCUAAAUACUGUAACGGCAAACGACAAUGGAACUUUGGAUUACAGUUCUUCUGUUACUGGGGAUCACUCUCUCUGGAUCUGAAACCGUCCUAAGCCCCCCAGAAGAACUUUAUUUUCUUUCUGUGAAUACUGAAAACAUCCUUCACUGGAAUCCAGCCCAGAAUAAUUCACAACAUGUUCGAUAUGAUGUGGAGUACUGCAGGUAUGGAUAUGGUGAAGAUUUUAUCCCAGUGUCAAACUGUACAGGAAUUUCCCACCAUUACUGUGAUCUCACUGAGGAGACCUGGAACCUCAGCAUUAGCUUUCAAGUUCGUGUCAGGAGUGUGAUCGGCAACACAACUUCGAAAUGGGAGAGAUCCAAUCGAUUUAAACCCUACGAUGCCACUGCUUUGGGAUUGCCAUCUUUUGACGUAAAAAUAGACCAUAACAAGAUUACCGUCAGAGUCUUCCCACCCACCCUGCACACAGCAAAAAGAAACAGGUCAAUGGAGGAUGUGUUCAAAGACUCAAUGAUGUAUUUCAUUUAUAUCCGUGGAAAUGGCAUCAACGAAUCUGCGGAACAUCGGAGUUCAAAAGAACCUUACAUAAAAACUGAAGAGUUACUGGGGAGUACCUACUGCAUCAAAGUUAGGGCAAAGCUAACUGGAGAUGAGAGGGAAAGCAAUAUUACAGAAGAGAAAUGUGUGGAAAUCCCAACUAAUCCAGAUGAAUUUCAAGUCGUGUCUUCUGUCAUUGGUACCGUUUUCAUUCUGAUAUUCAUCUGCUUCUGCCUGCGAUUGGUCUACCAUUACUACCUGAAGAAACAAAGAACAACACCAGCUGUUCUGAAAUCAUUUGAAAAGAACAAGAAGUUUUUGAACAUCAGGUAUUACUUGAGUUUGACAGAAGAUGUGGUGGUACAAAAGGUGUUUGCUGUUGACGCCCAUCCUGGUGUCACCAAGACUCUCGAACAGGAUGAGCCUUGGCUGGACCAAAAGAUCAAGGAAGCAUCUUCUGUGGAUAGUGGGAUUGAUAUUGGAAGCCAAUCAUCAGACCGGGUGGUAUUGCUCAGUGAGCCUCUGAACCGCUACAUGCAGCAGACGCCAGACUCCAGCAGCCUCCAGAGCACCAGCCCCGAGUGUGGGCAGAGCAGAUCGCAGCCCAUUGAUUUCAGCUCAGUAGACAUCCCGGAUACGACGGACGAGCCGGGGGAUAACACUGGAAGCAUAAAUAUUUCAGGGUAUCAGAGACAGAUGCCAAGGACUAACAUGGGUCAGGAACCAAUUGUAGAGGACUCUCUUCCCUGCUGCAUCUCAUUAUCAGAUAUUAGUGUAACAGAAGAGCUUACAAGAGGAUUCCUCAACUUGGAUGAUGUCAUGUUAAUGGAGAAUGAAUUUUAAACAAAAGAUGGUCAUAUCAAACAUUCCACAGGCAAUUAUAAUGUAUUUUAUAAUUUAAUUAUUUAUUAAACUAUUUCAGUUUCACCACCAUUGUAAUUGACUUCCUUUGUGGAAGUUUCUUAGUAAACAGUACAUUUCAGUGGAUGUGGCAGUAUAAGUUGAAGGCAGCUCAAUGAUGGUAGAAGUACAGUGGAUUCCCAUUAAUUGGGCCACACAUUGAAACCAAUACAUUUUGGUCUAAUUAAGUGUCUGCCUCAGUUAGCCAAAUUUUCAUGGAAAUAGUUUAAAAAAGACAAACUACUGUUUAAUUGAUAAUAAAUAUGUAUGUAUUUAAAUGAAAUAGAGAAAAAAUUCGAACACUAGCAAUAUUACUACAGUACUAUAAAACUGUGUAUUGGUUACAAAUAGUUAUUGAUGGAUCAAUUCAUCCAGUGUACACUGUUGUGUUCUUUUGAUUGACUAUAAAUGAACAAAAUCAGUGCAGACACCUAGUGUAGAUAAUGGACUGCCUUCAUUGCCUUCCUGCAUGAAGUAGUGUCAAAAAUCAUUGCUUUUUAAUUUGGCAUUGUUCGGCCCAAAUGAAUAACAGAACACAAGCAUACACAACAGGCACUAUUGAAAAACUGCCCGAUGUAAGCACGAUUUAGUGUUGUAAUGGCCACACAAGUACUGAUGACUGACGCUAUUUAGAAACAUCCUCCAAAAUCUCCAUUUUCAUUGUAACGUUCAAGAUGAUUGUUGAUGUCUUCAAAUUCUUCAUAGUUCCUAACUUGUUGAAGUAGUAAAAUCGUUUCAUUUUCA
Hypanus sabinus (Atlantic stingray) is the source of this 2324-nucleotide messenger RNA. Its product is annotated as interleukin-20 receptor subunit alpha-like. Gene Ontology annotation, molecular function: protein binding. The record is from RefSeq and is a predicted model, not a curated record. Lineage: Eukaryota; Metazoa; Chordata; Chondrichthyes; Myliobatiformes; Dasyatidae. The transcript has 7 exons. The coding region runs from base 171 to 1523 and encodes 450 amino acids.